Molecule: messenger RNA, 306 nt
Organism: Penicillium taxi
Lineage: Eukaryota; Fungi; Ascomycota; Eurotiomycetes; Eurotiales; Aspergillaceae
Exons: 4
Coding region: 1-306 (101 amino acids)
Source: RefSeq, a predicted model, not a curated record
AUGGGGCACGCGGCAGCGGGCUACCAGAAGCCGAUUAUUGCAAGUUAUUACUAUAUUCGGCGAAGGAGAAAGCCCGGAUCCGAGUCAGAUAAGAACAGCGACAGCGAUAGCGUAAAGGCAGAAAAGGAAAAAGAAAAGGCCGAACUGCAAGGCUACUGGGUCUACGAUAAAGGCAAUAACGGACGCAUUGUUCAUUAUCGCAAGAAGGCGCCAAACAUCACCGCAGGCAAGGUCAAGCUCAAUGGCUGUCCUCCUAUAUUCGAAAUGGGGAUGGGAAUCAUGUUAAAGCGAUUCCUCGGGUUGUGA